This is a messenger RNA of Ostrea edulis (European flat oyster), 1229 nucleotides long. Its product is annotated as growth hormone secretagogue receptor type 1-like. The record is from RefSeq and is a predicted model, not a curated record. Gene Ontology annotation, biological process: G protein-coupled receptor signaling pathway. The transcript has a single exon. Gene Ontology annotation, cellular component: plasma membrane. NCBI's taxonomy places the organism in Eukaryota, Metazoa, Mollusca, Bivalvia, Ostreida, Ostreidae. Gene Ontology annotation, molecular function: G protein-coupled receptor activity. The coding region runs from base 1 to 1068 and encodes 355 amino acids.
AUGGAUGACUUAAAUAUACGCAAUAGCACCAACACAUGGCAUGGCGUCACGACUUCAACGACAAAUCUGUCUCUUACUACACCUCUGCCACAAGAUACAGGACCCAGUAUGGUUGAUUAUAUCAAUUACAUGUUCCUCCCAAUAACUGUUUUCGUAGGCGUGGCAGGAAACCUGCUGACCAUUCUCGUGAUGAAGUCCCGAUAUUUCUCCACCACGCCCUCUUCAUACUUAUUGAUUUGCCUCGCCAUAUCGGACAGUGUUCUCCUCUUGACACAACCAUUUAAUAAAGCCUUUUUCAUUAAAAUAAUCGGUCAAGACGUAAGGGCUUUUCAGAGCGCAUUUUGCAAAUUGUAUUUCGUUAUUCGACGGGCCUCCAAAAUGACGUCAUCAUGGUUCGUAGUCGGUCUGUGCUUGGAGCGAUUUAUAGUUGUAUGGUUUCCUCUGAAAGCCAAGUUUGUUGUCACAAAACGGGUUUUGCUUGCCGGGAUUCUGACCGUUUAUGGCGUCAUCUUUUCUUUCACAGGCGCGUGGAGCUACGCUUCGGAGAUCGUCAAAGGAAAAUGUCAACCUGACGUAUACGACCGAAACGACCCUACCGCCAGAGAAAUAUUCGGAGCCAUGUUACGCACAGGAUCCUGCUUAUAUUCUAUAGCUCCCAUGGUAAUUCUGUUGAUACUAACACCGCUUAUUAUUGCUAAACUGAUUCACCACAAGCGGAAAAGAAAAUUCCUGACAGGAUCUUCAGCGAACAAGAGUAAAGAUGAUGGCCGUGUUACCGCUAUGCUGAUUGGUAUCGUCAUCGCUUACGUCAUUUUAGUGUUACCAAUCACUGUCCUUCAUAAUGCCGCCUAUGAACUCAAAAUCAGCGCAUUCUCCAGUAACAACGAUGGCUUCAACACCUUCAAAGAGAUAUCCCAGUUCUUGGAGCAACUGAAUUACUCCUCAAACUUUUUCCUGUAUGUGAUGACGUCACAGCGGUUUAGAAGCGUCUUAAAAGAUUUCGUCACUUGCGGGUCUUUCAGUUCUCAGAAUUCGCUAAGUAAACGUAGAACCAAGUCGACGACUUGAAUGUUUCACCUCAGCUGUUGUUUCCUCUUAACAAAUGUACGUACAUUGUAUUUUGUAUAUGUAUACUUUAUGUAUGAGAUUCAAAGUUGUAUUUGCUGUGUAACUGGAAUAGAUAAGUAUUGUAAACACUGCGAAAUCCCUUCAGGGUUUUUCCCCUUUCA